Messenger RNA from Phytomonas sp. Hart1, 890 nucleotides. NCBI's taxonomy places the organism in Eukaryota, Euglenozoa, Kinetoplastea, Trypanosomatida, Trypanosomatidae. The record is from the annotation of a GenBank genome assembly.
AUUUUCUUUUUUAAAUAGUGAAUUGUUUUGUGCUAAAUAUUCCAUAGAUUAGAUACUUUUGAAUAUAUAAAAGAGAGCAUAUACGUACGUAUAAUAAUAAUAGGGAUGUAUAAUGCCCCUCAAGAGGUCACACCAAAGUGGUAAUGCAGCCUCAACAGAAGGCGGCUUGGCUUAUUCUUCUAAGCGGCAACCACAGAAUACUACUAUAAAACUAAGGUUGCUUCCUGCACAGAUUCAGCAAGAGCUCACGUCCAUUCUCAAAGAGCGUGAAGAAUUAGAGCAGGAAAUAGUUCGAGUGGACGAGACUAUCUAUGAUCUCGAGAGUGUCUUUCUUAAGCAAUGCGUGGCUCUUGGUGGCUCAUUAUUCGAUGGUUACGGACCGGAACGGCAUUCGUUUCUACGUAAAGGCAUCAAUAUUCUGUUUCCUUCUACUACAAGUAAUUCUAGCCUUACUGCACCUGGUUUGACUUCCUCUAUUUCCACUUCUUCUAGCGUAGCUCAUGAGGACUCGGGAUAUGCUUUUCGGUCUCGACUGCACUCAUUUACGCCCAUCGAGCGUAUUUUUUCUACUUCAUCUGUGGGAACGCUUGGGCGAGUCGAGCGGAUUAAAUCUCUACGCACAGUUCGAGAUGAUUCUGAAUCCAAUGAAAUGCAUCGCCAUCGUAGAAAAUGCUUAGACAAUCGUUAUGGAAGCGAAAGUGAAAGCAGCAUUGACCAUAAUGAUGGCUAAACUACCACUUAUAACUAUGAAAAUAUGCCUCUUGACAAAAAGAAUUGAGAGUAUCACACUUAUUCCAUGUCGUUUUAUAGAGGAGCUAGCUUUCAUAAGAAUAAUAAACUUUUUCAUUACUUUUAUUUGCGCGGAAUCUCAGUGUUUCACUGUGUUUUAA